Magnolia sinica is the source of this 1614-nucleotide messenger RNA. Its product is annotated as probable L-ascorbate peroxidase 6, chloroplastic/mitochondrial. Bases 16 to 1377 code for a protein of 453 amino acids. The record is from RefSeq and is a predicted model, not a curated record. The transcript is spliced from 12 exons. Gene Ontology annotation, biological process: hydrogen peroxide catabolic process; response to reactive oxygen species; cellular response to oxidative stress. Lineage: Eukaryota; Viridiplantae; Streptophyta; Magnoliopsida; Magnoliales; Magnoliaceae. Gene Ontology annotation, molecular function: heme binding; peroxidase activity.
UUUCAUUAGCGACGGAUGGACUGUAUACAGCGCCCUGCGGACGCAAUCCGCUUUCCUUUUUCUGCCAGGGGUCAUAACCUACGAACAAAACAGCAAAAGAAAAUGAGCGAACGGCUGCUAUCAACAGCCUCAUCACCGAUGGCCUGCUUCAGCACUUGCCGCCUCCUCCCAUCAGCGCGAGCCUCCGUCGUUCGCCUUCCAUCAGCGAGAGCCUCCGUCGCUCGCCUGCCGUCAUCAUCUUUCCUUCGAUCGUCGCUUCCUUCUCCCGUGCUCCUCCACCGGAAUGCCUGGAGAAUGACAUCAAUUGAGGUGGCCCGCGCGUCCAGUGGUGCCGCCUCCGCCACUUGCUUUGCAUCCGAUUUGGAGCAGCUGAAAAGCGCGAGGGAAGAUAUCAAAGAGCUUCUCAAGACGACUUUCUGCCAUCCCAUUCUGGUUCGUCUAGGAUGGCAUGAUGCUGGUACCUAUGACAAGAACAUUGAGGAAUGGCCACAAAGGGGUGGAGCCAAUGGCAGUCUAAGAUUUGAAAUAGAGCUGAAGCAUGCUGCCAAUGCUGGUCUUGUGAAUGCGUUAAAACUUCUUCAACCUAUUAAGGACAAAUAUUCGAACGUGACGUACGCGGACUUGUUCCAGUUGGCAAGUGCUACAGCUGUGGAGGAUGCUGGAGGCCCCAAACUUCCUAUGAAAUACGGAAGAGUGGAUGUCUCUGGACCUGAACAGUGCCCUGUUGAGGGAAAGCUUCCUGAUGCUGGUCCCCCUUCACCUGCUACACAUCUUCGUGAUGUCUUCUACAGGAUGGGCCUUAAUGACAAGGAGAUAGUUGCAUUAUCUGGUGCACAUACACUGGGAAGGUCUAGACCAGAACGUAGUGGUUGGGGCAAGCCAGAGACAAAGUAUACUAAAGACGGACCUGGGGCACCAGGAGGACAGUCAUGGACCGUGCAAUGGUUGAAGUUCGACAAUUCUUAUUUCAAAGAUAUCAAAGAGAGGAGGGAUGAGGAUCUGCUGGUUUUGCCGUCUGAUGCUGUUCUAUUUGAGGAUCCAUCUUUCAAGGUUUAUGCUGAGAAAUACACAGAAGAUCAGGAUGCAUUUUUUGCAGACUAUGCUGAAGCUCAUGCCAAAUUAAGCAACUUGGGUGCCAAGUUUGAUCCUCCCGAGGGUCUCUCAAUAGACAAUGCCAUGCCAGAGAAGUUUGUGGCAUCGAAGUACUCAUCUGGAGAAACCAAGAGAGAGCUGUCGGAUGCCAUGAAGCAGAAGAUGCGGGCAGAGUACGAAGCGAUCGGCGGCAGCCCAGAUAAGCCUCUCAAGUCCAAUUACUUCCUCAAUAUCAUGAUUGCGAUUGCUGUUUUGGCACUUUUGACAUCUAUACUAGGGAACUAAUGCUUUUGUGUGGUGGUUUGUGUUCCCUUUGAUUAAUCUAUGAGGCUCGAUUACCUUUCUGAGUCCUUGAUUUUAGUGUUUGUUUGUUGUACGAAGCCAGGUCUUCUCAAUUAAAUCAAUGAGAAGGGGUACAUUUUGAAUCUGCUGUUCUGAUGCAGAACGGUAAGCUUUGGUUUUAAGGCCUGUUUGGAUAUGAGGAAUCCAUAUGAAAAUAAUACGUUUUCCCUUGAUUUGACA